AUGGCGUCCCAGCAUGGCUGUAUGCAGUUUCAGCGGCUGGUGGAGAAGGAUCAGCAAUACAUCCGUCAGACCUCCAAUGACAUAUUGAAACUGCAACCUAAGCAGCGGCUAGAUGCCCGUCCAUUCAGGUAGUCCCUUUUGCGAGGCUUGAGCCAACGUGAUUUCAGUCAUGAUGCUGAAUAUUCCAGUGUUUCCGCAACCUCUUUUCUUUUGUUUUGACAGGCUGAUCACUAUUUUAGUUCGCUACAAUGCAGUUUCACACACGCAUACUUCCUCCGAGAUGUUUUUUUUUCCCCUUCCAUUUGUUUAAUAUAGUGGAUCCCUGAUUCUUCCACAAUGCCUCAUGCUCGCGUUGGUUUGUGAUGAUUUAGUAAAGAGACUGGUGAAAUUGGGCUCUACCUUUCUCAUUUUCUUCUCUAUCAUAAAAUAAUCAUGCUAAAGCUUCAUAAUUUUAACUAUCAUCAUCGUCUUUUUUUCAGAUCACGCCAUCAAUUUGCUGGCAAUGUUGCUUCUGCCUUCUGCAGUUUGUCAGGAUCGUCAAAAGAUGUUAACAAGCCAGUGGAGAAUUCUGCUCUUUCCUCUCGUGCUUCUUUUCUCAAUGCUCCGUCUCAGCAUGGAAAGUUAGAUGGGAAAACGUUUUGCUUUGCUGGAGUAUGUACAUUUGGUGAUACUGCUGUUGGAGCUUCUCCCAGUGUUUCAGAAGAGAAGAUCGGAGUAUUGCUGCUAAACCUCGGGGGCCCAGACACUCUGCAUGAUGUCGAACCGUUUCUGUUCAAUUUGUUUGCUGAUCCAGUACGUUAUCUAUCCUUCCUGUUCUUACAUCCUAAAACAUUGGUGCUGCUCAAGUUGUGGGAAGAGCAUUUCUUAACCUCUGAUCAACUGCGAGGGCCUAUCCAGCUCCCAACUAGGAUACACAUAAUGCCUGUGAUCAUUAUUAACUGGAGCUCAUACCCAGAUUUCUCAUGCUUUUCUUUCUUAAAUCAAUAGAGUCUGUGAUUGUAAAGCAGAUAUGUUGUUUAUGUUUGAUCUAUACAGUUUUCAUAAAAAAAAUUAACAAUCUUAUCUUUACAUUUUGCGCUUUGUAACAGGAUAUCAUACGACUUCCGAGGUUGUUUCGCUUUCUCCAGCAGCCGUUGGCCAAACUUAUCUCAGUUUCCAGAGCUCCGAAAAGCAAGGAAGGCUAUGCUUCCAUAGGGGGGGGAUCUCCCUUAAGAAAGAUAACCGAUGAGCAGGUACAGUUACUUUCUUCCUCCGUCUUUCUCUAUCUGUUUCGUGAAUCACCUUUAUGUUGUAUAAAAUUUCGAGCAGCUACAGCUUUUUUUAUGCCAUUUGUUUUCAUCCAAGCCAUGCUACACGAUUACUCCGAACGACAGUGCAUAGAAAGAAGCGUCAGGGGGUUCGAUGCAAUUCUUUGCUUUUUCGUUGACUUCUUUGAUCUUUCCCUUUUAUUGUUUCCUGGAAGUAACAGUGUUUUCAAGAACUGUCAAAGCAUUUAGCAGCAUAAUGAAUGUGCAAUGAGAAUCUGAUUUUUCAACCCAACACAAUUCAACUGAGACUCAGGUUAUUUUACCUCCUCAGGCACAUGCUUUGAGAAUGGCCUUGCAGGCAAAACAGAUCUCUGCAAAUGUGUACAUUGGAAUGCGAUAUUGGUACCCUUUCACCGAGGAAGCUAUUCAUCAGGUAAUUGUUCUCUUCCCUUUGGAAAGAAAAUGAAUUAUUUUUCUCAUAUUUUUAAUGUCAUGUAGAUCGAAUACAUGUGCUAUCAUAAUCAAUAAUUGGUCAGAAUACAUCUUGAUUCAUUCGUGAACUAGUGACAUCCUAUCCUUUUCGGCUGUCUUUAGUACAUUUUAUUGGAAGAAUGUUCCAUUGAUGUGGCUAGGAUUAGAGCAUUCUCCUAGGCUUUCGAGUUUUCUAAAUCAUCAGACAGCCGUAGGUUCUCAUGAUGUUAAAAUUGAAAUGAAUGAUCGAAUCGAGAGAUUCCCUGCUCUAUAUACAUAUACACACACACACACAGUCGUCAAAGGUUAGAACGAAUAGCCGCGGUUAGAAAUUAAUAAUCUGUACAUUUUGCUUAAGAUGGUUUCAAUCACUGCAGAAUGUAAAUUCUCAGAAACCUCGCUGGAGUGAAUUCAUUGGGGGGUGGGGUCAGUUCUGUUGAGCAUUGACAUUCUCAUGAACUGCUUUUUCGCAUGCGAUGUUACAGAUUAAGAGGGACAAGGUCACUAGACUAGUUGUUCUGCCGCUGUAUCCACAGUACUCCAUAUCAACAAGUGGUUCUAGCAUCCGACUUCUGCAAAGCAUCUUCAGGUAAAUCUUUUUUUUUUUUUCCAUUUUUUCUUCUGUAGCCGCUAGCUUCGUCUUUAUUCUGUUCUAUCUAUAUGCUUCAUGCGACAUGAAUGUCAAUAACGAAGCAACGUCUCUCAGGGAGGAUCCCCAUCUUGCAAGGCUCCCAGUCUCUAUCAUAGAGUCAUGGUACAAUCGUAGAGGUUACAUCAAAGCCAUGGCAACCCAGAUCGAGAAGGAGCUCAUGAACUUCUCUAGCCCUGAAGAGGUUUGCUCCCCUCCCAUUUGAAUGUCCUUUUCGCACCAAGCUUUAUCCAUGCGGGCAUCAUAAACAAUGAUUGAUUCGAUGGAAAUUCGCAUAUCCCUCACGAUUGAAAUAUAAUCCAACAUGUCAUUUCCAUGAUUGCAUUCAUGUGGGCUAUGCCAGGUCAUGAUAUUCUUCAGUGCACACGGGGUCCCACUCAGCUAUGUCAAAGAUGCGGGAGAUCCGUACAGAGACCAGAUGGAGGAAUGCAUCAGUUUGAUCAUGGCGGAGUUGAAGUCGAGAGGAGUUGACAACCCCCACAUUCUCGCAUACCAGGUACUGCUUUCAAGAUUUUACUCGUUAUUUUCAUCUACUCCUGCAGAUCAUCGCUUCCUGUCUCUAUUCUCUCUCAUCUGACUUCUUGGCCCCUGCGACUUUCGAAAACCAGAGCCGAGUUGGGCCAGUGCAGUGGCUGAAGCCAUACACGGAUGAAGUCAUCGUCGAGCUGGGCCAGAAAGGGACUAAAAGCCUUCUUGCGGUGCCAGUGAGGUAUGCUUCCCUCUGCCGACUCAUGCACCUCAGAUGUCAGACACCAAGGAAGAAACCCACUAAAGUCAAACCCUGCGUUUUUCUGGCAGCUUUGUGAGCGAGCACAUCGAGACCUUGGAGGAGAUCGACAUGGAAUACAGGGAAUUGGCCUUGGAAUCCGGAAUCGAAAACUGGGGCAGAGUGCCCACCCUCGGCUGCAACUCCUCCUUCAUCACAGACCUGGCGGACGCCGUGAUAGAAGCCCUUCCGUCCGCCUCAUCAAUGGCAGCCUCCAAGAACCCGAGAAUAGAAGUCGACGCAGAUCCAGUUCAGAGAGCGAUCAACGUGUUCUUCGGCUCACUCUUCGCCUUCAUCUUGCUGCUGGCGCCGAAGCUGCUUCUAGCAAUGAGAAACGCUGUUCCUUGA
Molecule: messenger RNA, 3481 nt
Organism: Spirodela intermedia
Lineage: Eukaryota; Viridiplantae; Streptophyta; Magnoliopsida; Alismatales; Araceae
Source: the annotation of a GenBank genome assembly